This is a messenger RNA of Rangifer tarandus platyrhynchus (Svalbard reindeer), 558 nucleotides long. The record is from the annotation of a GenBank genome assembly. Lineage: Eukaryota; Metazoa; Chordata; Mammalia; Artiodactyla; Cervidae.
AUGGGGACAGCGGGGCUGAAUGCUGCGGACCGGUCUCGGAGGGGCGCAGAGGCCUUUGUAAAUUUCUCUGGGAUUGCACACCCAGGAGCCGGGACGAGGAAGAAGGGAGUGCGAGCAGAGCGCAGUCCUCUCCGGACCUCCAGGUCUCCCUUCACAACUUGCCACAACACUCGCAGUCCUCACCCCAGACACAGAACAACAACUGCGGAGAGGAGAGGCCACUUGCAGCUGGGGCUGGCAAACUCUCCGUUCCGCACAGGCAGCGCCACCCCGGUGCCCGCAGACGGUGACUUCCGAGACCCAGCGAUGCGCUCCACUGGGUUCAAAACAGAUCUAAUUCCACAGCCAGCACGGGUGCCUCCUCCCAAAUCCAAGAGGGCUGUCGGCUCGGAAGGAACUUUCCCCAGUCUUGGGAUGGCCCCUCUAAGGAGGCUUGGGUUUGCGGGAAGGGGGUUAACAGCGGGCUGGCGAAAGCCCUCCGACAAGUUUUUCUUCUUUUCUUCGCCCGAUGCAGGGCGCGCGUCCUCGCCCGCAGCUGGAGGGAUGAGAAGCCCCUAA